GACACGAGGACGUUCUGCUUCACGGGGUUGAGGACUGUGCCGGACUGGGUGCUAAAACAUUCCAAGGCCAGUGGAAACGAUGUAGAAUGCUCAAGGAAAUUGAAUUACCUUUGUGAAUUCAGAGCGACAAUGUCAACAGUUUUGGCAACGACCACACCAAUGCCACAAUUAUCUAACACAGAUGGAGAUAUUCAUAUGUGUCCUGGACCAGUUAAGCAGGAGUCAAGGCGUAACAAUUAUCCCCUGGCCCAAUAUGGUGACAGCUGCUAUGAGCUUCAAACGCACAGUGCUAUCUGGACGCAUAGCGAGCUUCUUUGUAAGCAACAAGGGGGCCAUCUGGUAGCAAUUACAAGUGAGACUGAGCAAGCCUUUGUGGGCGCCUUUAUGACACGUCAUAACCCUGUCCACGCGGUCUGGCUCGGGCUCCAUGAUAGGAAGGUUGAAGGGCAGUUUGAAUGGACUUCAGGUGAAAGUGUAUCUUACACGAACUGGGUUCCAAACCAUACAAGCAACUUUGUAAGUCAUAACACCGAGGACUGUAUUGCAUUAAUACCUUACAAUAGCAGCAAAUGGGACGAUUUACCCUGUGGGCAACAGGGAUUGUUAUUUGGUGACGUGGGGGAAAAGCAUUACACGUUCUGCGAAUACAAAGUUCUGUCAAGUCACGGUUCAAGUGUGCUGGUUGGGUGAAAAGUGGAUACCACUGACAGAUAAAAUAAAAUCAUUAUCAAACAA
Dreissena polymorpha is the source of this 735-nucleotide messenger RNA. Its product is annotated as echinoidin-like. The record is from RefSeq and is a predicted model, not a curated record. Lineage: Eukaryota; Metazoa; Mollusca; Bivalvia; Myida; Dreissenidae. The coding region runs from base 130 to 690 and encodes 186 amino acids. The transcript has 5 exons. Gene Ontology annotation, molecular function: signaling receptor activity.